GUGGCGCUAAACAAUCAUGGCGGCAAAUAAGGAGGCAAUAGCAAUAGUGCUUGAUGUGGGACCCUCGAUGAACUCUGCCCCACCAGGUGUGGCUACACCCCUAGAAACAGCCUUGGAUGCUAUUACAAUGAUUCUACAGAGAAAGAUGUUUGCAGAGUCAAAAGAUGAGAUAGCUUUGAUAUUGGUGGGCACUGAUGAAACAGAUAACCCUCUGGCUAAUGGAGAAUGUUAUGAACAUAUAUCUAUAGCUAAUCCAAUGGGCAUAGUUGACUUUGACUUCUUACAGUUGGUACAGAAUGACGUGAAGGCAAGCAGUACUGCUGGAGAUUUUCUUGAUGGAAUAGUGGUAGGAAUGGACCAUCUAGUUAAUGCCAUGCAGGGUAAGAAGGGGUUUGCCAACAAGCGGCUCAUAUUGAUGACAGAUCUCGGUGGAGAAUUUGGAGAUGAUCAGCUUGAUAAUAUUAUUGCCAGCAUAAAAAACUCCGAGACUGAACUCAACGUCAUUGGACCAGAUUUUGAUGAUGAUGAUGAGGAAGAUCAUGGUGAUGGUGAUAAGGGCGGGGCACAGAACGGGGCAGCCAAACCCAAAACUCCACAACAGCGUGCUGGCACAGCUCUGAUCAAACAUAUAGUAGAAGAGGUUGAUGGGGAGUGUUAUUCUUUUAGUGAGGCAUUGCCAGCUCUCUCCUACUUUCAGUCUAGACAAGUGAGACCAACAGCCUGGAAAUGCCCUCUAGAAAUAGGAACAGAUCUUAAAAUACCUAUAAAUGGCUAUGUUAAGGUGAAAGAUUUCAAGUUAAAGCAGUCCUGGAAGAAAGUUUAUGCUAAGGACACUGACAUGGAGGUUGGAACUUUAAGAACUUUUCACAAGAACGAUGAAGAAGAAACAGAAGUUGAAAAAGAGGAUAUGGUAGAAGGACAUCGCUAUGGAAACACGUUGGUACCUAUGACAGAUGAUGAUAAGUUAAACAUGAAAUACAAGGCAGAGAAAUGUUUCAAAGUUCUAGGAUUUACAAAGGCAGAAAAUGUAAAAAGACACGAGAUGAUGGGUGAUGGUGUUAUGACUGUAGUAGCAGAAAAAGGGGAUGAGGCAGCUGCUGUAGCAUUAUCAGCUGUUAUAAAUGCCUUGUACGAGACUAACAUGGUUGCCAUAGCGAGGAGAGUGUAUAAUGCAGCUUCUAGUCCUAGAGUGGGUUGUCUAAUUCCACAUAUAAAAGCAGAAUACGAGUGUUUAUAUUGGUUUGAGCUGCCCUUUAUGGAAGAUGUUCGACAGUUUACAUUUGGAUCUCUACCAGUGAAAGAAGAAAAUCCAACAAAUAAAAAAUACAAACCUUCAGAGGACCAGUGUAAAGCUGUUGAUGAUUUAAUAACAAGUAUGGAUUUAAGUACAGCAGGGCGAGAUGAAGAUGAUAAACCCUGUGAAGUUUUAAAGCCAAAGUUGAUAUUUAACCCUCACUUCCAGAGAUUAUAUCAGUGUUUACAGCACAGGGCAUUAAAUCCAGACGAUGCACUGCCUGAGUUGUCUCCCCUUAUAGCCAAUUAUCUUAAACCACCAGAGGAAGUUGUCACGAACUGUUCACAAAGUAUGGAUAAACUAAAGGAAAAAUUCAAACUUGAGGUUGUAAAGAAAAAAGAAGAGAAAACCGGAGAAAAAAUGUUUCAGGAAAAUGGUGAAGAAGAUGGUCCUGCAGCUAAGAAAGUCAAGGUCGAUGAUAACCUCGAUGGUGGCAUCAUGGAUAUAGCUAAAUCUAAAGUUACUGAGGUUGGAUCAACAACACCUGUGGAUGACUUUGUUGCUAUUGUAAAUAGGAAAGAUGAGGAUAAAUUUGAAGAAGCUUGUGGUCAGAUGCAGAAAAGAAUACAACAGAUAGUACUGGACAGUUUUGGUGACCAGUUCUAUGAGAAAGCCAUGGACUGUCUUAAAUGUCUUAGGGAACAAUGUAUAAAAAAAUUAGAGGCAAAAUCUUACAAUACAUUUAUAAAAGAGUUCAAAGAGACGCUUAUAUCAAAGGCAAGAAGGGAUUUCCUUGACAAAUUAUGUGCAGACAAGCAGGGUUUGAUCUCCAAGAUGGAAUGUGAGGACGGUGCAUCUGAAGAUGAUGUUAAAAAGUUUAAUGAGGGGGAGGAGUCCCAGAAACCAGAACAACCAAUGGAAGAUGACUCUGCUGAAGACCUGCUUGAUGAAUUAUAAAGAAGGGGUGAUAACUGCCAUUUUGAUCGUUGGAACUUGUAAAAGAUUUUUAUAGUUGAUCUCUUGACUUACAAUAGUUAUAUACAAUGUACAUGUAUAGAAAGAAGCCUUCAAAAAUUUAUGUUACUUUUCAAGUAUGUAAUAUAAAACAGAAAGUCUGUUUAAUAGUUGAUGGUUAUUAUGAAUUAUCAUAAAUGUCAUAUUCAAAAAGACGAGAAACGUACAAAACAUCUUGAGACAUUAAUUGCCUGGGAGAUUUAAAAAAAAACAGUGUUGUAAAAUUCUGAGUUUCUCAUUGGUUUUACAAAAUCUAGAGGAAGGCACCUGAGGUCUUCCUCCACCAGUAAAGCUGGAACGACUAUAAUGUGUCAGUGGGACAUAAAACUCAAUCAAACAAACAAACAAAAUCUAGUGAUGAAUAUUCUCCACCUCUAUUGAUUAAGUUACUCAAAAAAUGUGAAAUUUCCUCAAUUAUUUUUUUUGUUCUUUUAGUUGUAGAAAAAUAGAUAUUUUGAUAUAAUUCUUUUUAUGAUUUCAUGUCAAAUGAUUGCUUAUCUUAGCAUUUUUACUAAUUUUCAACUACAUUAUUUUCUUUGUUUAUCAUUGAUGAAUGUGAUGGAAAUAACUUGUGAUGUUGUGUAAAUAAGUGAGUUAUUGGUUCAUUAUCAAGGAACAUUUGUAACUGCCAAGCACUUUAUUAAUGACAAACUGGAUAAAAUCAAAGUAAAGUAAUACUUUUCUACAGCUAUAAAGUAAAAAAAAAAAAGAAAAGAAAAAAAAUUGAAACAAAGUCACAUUUGCCAAGCAGUUAGAGUACUUUGAUGUGCUUUUCAAUACAUUUCUUGUUUAUUGAAAUUAAUAGAAGUAGUUUGUUUUUUGAAGGAUAAGGUGGUUGCAAAUUUCAUUUUGAUUCGGCUGUCUUAUUCAUUUAUGAUACACACAUACAAACAGCAGAAUAAAACUUGUUAAAUUUUUUCAUGUUUUGUAUGUGCAAAGAUUUUUACAUGUAUGUAAUGCAAUAUUUCAUCUAUUUACAUUAAUUAUACUGACUAAACACUAGAUAAAGGCAACAUUGCUGCAAUAAAGGAGAACGGUGAACUUAUGGUAAAGGUAUCAAGAUCAUGACUGGUGACAUGUCUGGUGUACGUACUCUUGGUAACUGAAAGGGCAGGUGGACCCUCAUAAAGCAUAUACUAUCGACCAACUGGUUAAGAUGUCUGCCUCUGUGGGUUAUAGUCUCACAGUCUUUAGAUAAAUUGUUAUAAAUUUACACAACUUGCACAUAUACAUUCAUGCAUUAAAUUUUCUUUUAGUUGUUUAGUAGAAAUACACGCAUCUUUUGAUUUUUUUUCUCCACAUGAAAAAAUUGUUCCUUUUUUCAUGAACAAUUAUUAAAAUUAUAUAACUCUCAUGUCAGUAUUUUUUUCUAUUUUGUUAGUGAAUUUUAAUAAAUAUAGAAGUUGAA
Ruditapes philippinarum (Manila clam) is the source of this 3656-nucleotide messenger RNA. Its product is annotated as X-ray repair cross-complementing protein 5-like. Lineage: Eukaryota; Metazoa; Mollusca; Bivalvia; Venerida; Veneridae. Gene Ontology annotation, molecular function: DNA helicase activity; telomeric repeat DNA binding; damaged DNA binding. The record is from RefSeq and is a predicted model, not a curated record. Gene Ontology annotation, cellular component: nucleus; Ku70:Ku80 complex. Gene Ontology annotation, biological process: double-strand break repair via nonhomologous end joining; cellular response to X-ray; cellular response to gamma radiation.